This is a messenger RNA of Rotaria socialis, 798 nucleotides long. Lineage: Eukaryota; Metazoa; Rotifera; Eurotatoria; Philodinida; Philodinidae. The record is from the annotation of a GenBank genome assembly.
AUGAAUAAGCCACCUCGAACUCAUCAUUGCAGUUGGUGUAAUUUAUGCAUAUUAAGAUUCGAUCAUCACUGUCCAUGGUUAAAUAAUUGUGUUGGUUACUUUAAUCAUCGUUACUUUUUUCAAUUUUGUUGUUUUAUGUCAGUUGGAUGUCUCUAUGCUGGUUGGUUUGGUUACCGUGAAUAUCAAAUCAGUCGAUUAGAUGAACAAGUAUUUCGGCAUACGGAUUCGAUUUUCAAGGUUAAGGAUAUUUUGUACGUUAUGGGCGUAGAAGGUUUUAUUACAUAUUACGUAUUUGUGAUGGCAUUCGCAGCUGGUUUUAUUUUAAUUGCUCUCAGUGGGUUGCACGGAAAAAUGAUUAGCCAAGGUGAAACAUCAGUCGAGCAUUUACUGACUCAAAGUUCCGCUCGUCAAGAUUAUAAACAAGGUGCUAUUUUUACCAGUAUAUGCGAUAGGAAUUUAAUCGAAAAUUGGAAACAAUUUUUAGGUGUUCGUACUAAAGGUGAAUUUAUUCAACGCAUUCUUUUUCCAAGUACACAUAAACCAAAAGGCAAUGGUAUAACAACAGAAGAUAUGUUUUAUGCACACCCACACCCACACCGAGAAGAGCGGUUUCGAACAAAAUCAUAUGUUUCUUAUGCAUUGAAGAUUUUUAAGCGUAUCUGCAGUAAUAAUUUGGUUCGAAUUUAUCAAUCAAUACUACCAACAAUAUACGUACGACGUGAACCCCGCUACUCUAAUUCGACUUAUCAGUCACAAUCACCAUUGAUAAUACGAACAACUCGUUUUCAGACUUGUUAA